Molecule: messenger RNA, 1912 nt
Organism: Exophiala oligosperma
Lineage: Eukaryota; Fungi; Ascomycota; Eurotiomycetes; Chaetothyriales; Herpotrichiellaceae
Exons: 1
Coding region: 265-1638 (457 amino acids)
Biological process (GO): N-acetylglucosamine catabolic process
Molecular function (GO): N-acetylglucosamine-6-phosphate deacetylase activity
Source: RefSeq, a predicted model, not a curated record
CUCAUCUCAUUCUUUUUGCGCUCUAUUCCGUCGUCUGCCGUUUCCAGAUCCAAAGGGCCAGUAGAAUUUGCUAAUAUCGUCUUAUGCACUCACGGGGCUAUGACGUGACACGCUCCUUGACACACUCUUAUUCAUCGCAGUCUGCCUUUCUUCACUUGACUUUUCUCAUUCUUGUAGGGUACUCCUACAGGCAAUCAUUGCUCAUCCAUUACCUUAUACACAUUCUCACACACUUGUCCGCAGGCGUCAGUAGCAGAUCUCAACAUGGCGACCUCGAAUCCGCGUGUUAUCAAGUUUACGAAUGGCUACCUCCUCAAGGACGGUCAGUUGGUCUCGGAAGAUCUCUGGGUGUCAUCGGAGACAGGCCGCAUCAUGAGCCCACAGACAGCAUUCUAUUCCUCGCGACUAACGGCAGACAAAGUUGUCGAUCUACAAGGCAAGAUCCUCGCUCCAGGCUUCAUUGACGUUCAAAUCAAUGGCUCCCACAAUUUCGACUUCUCCACCCCCAGUCCUGAAUUUGCCUCCAGCUUCGCGCACACCCGGAGACAAAUGAUCAAGAGCGGAUUGACGUCCUUCGUGCCGACCGUUAUCAGUACCCGACCACAAGCCUACCGUGCCGUUCUACCGCAUCUUGGUCCAUCGGGGAAAGCCAGGGACUUUAGUGAAGGUUCGGAAAGUUUGGGAGCUCACAUUGAAGGUCCGUUCUUGUCACCACUUCGUAAUGGAAUUCACAAUCCGGAAGUGCUGCGGGAGGCCAACUCGUGGGCUGACGUGGAGGAAUGUUAUGGCUCAUCCAAUCUACAAAAUGUCCGAUAUAUCACUGCUGCUCCUGAAAGAGGGCAGAUGAUGUCCCUGAUCCCGGACUUUGUCUCUCAAGGCAUCGUAUUCUCGGUCGGCCAUUCUAACGCAACCUUCGAACAAGCACAGAAUGCUGUCGCCGCUGGAGCAUCAAUGGUCACCCAUCUUUUCAACGCUAUGCGGCCCUUUGGACACCGGGAUCCUGGCAUCUUCGGUUUGCUUGGACAGUCGGCCCCUUCCACCCCUGUUUCGUCGCCAAAACACAGUCGGCAGGCUAGUAUAUCACCUUCGCCCGAAGGUUCACCUCGAUCGUCGAGACGGUCAACACCUCGGUCUAGUCUCAGCAUAAGCACAUCAGUUGCGGAUUUAGACGAUGAAGCACGGUAUAGACAACCAUUCUUUGGCUUGAUCGCCGAUGGAAUCCACCUAUCAGCUCAAGCACUGAAGAUUGCUUAUUCCGCACAUCCUGCAGGUGCGAUCCUUGUCACCGACGCGCAGAAAUUUGCUGGUUGCCCGGAUGGUGCCUAUGAGUGGCGCGGAGAAGAUCGCUUUGUCAAGGAAGGAAAGCUACUGAAGCUCGAGAGCAAUGGACGAAUUGCUGGAAGUGUUGUUGACCUAAUAGACUGCGUCAACAAUUUCAAGCGCUUCACAGGAUGUGGCACGGCCAAAGCACUGGAAUGUGUUACGAGCACUCCUGCCAAGAUGCUGGGGAAAGACGUAGAAGCGUCCAAGGGAAAGCUGGAGUCUGGAAUGGAUGCUGACUUGGUCGUUCUCGACGAGAAACUAGAUGGGGAAUUAUCUGUACAGCAGGUUUGGAAGUUUGGAGUUCAAGUUGCUUGAUAUCGUCUUUGGUUAUUGGCAAAGGUGCAUUCAGCUGGGAGUUAUCAAGGUGUCAAGAGUCUUCGGUCUGGCUUGUUGCAAACGACGAUAUGCCCUUGGGAAUCUAUCUGGGUUGAUAUAUUUCUUUUCAUCGGAAUUUGGGCUAGGACGAUAUUGCGUCGAGAAUCUUGAAUUACCUUUUAGAAUUGGUUGGAAAUUCGUCCUGAACACUCUUGAAAAUGAGUAUGAUGUAUAACAGCACCCUUCAGAAAUGGAUUCAUUCACUGUCUUGCGA